This is a messenger RNA of Bradysia coprophila, 1092 nucleotides long. RefSeq lists its product as uncharacterized. The record is from RefSeq and is a predicted model, not a curated record. Lineage: Eukaryota; Metazoa; Arthropoda; Insecta; Diptera; Sciaridae.
CAUUCAGUGUAUUUGCUUAUGUUGAACGAAUUAGUCGCGAAUCUGUAGAGUUGUUGGUGCAGUGCUGUUUGUAUAGUGCAGUGAAUGUUUGGAAAGAAAAAAAACUAAUAAUUUAUAUUUGUUGACAUAUAAACGCAGUGCUUGUAAACCAAAAAUCACACAAAAUAAAAUAAAAUAUAUUUUUCGUUUAUUCUUGGUGCCUUUGGAGUUGCAUAGUGAAUUCGAUAAAAUGCAGGGAAUUGAUUUCAUUAGAAUCACAUACAUCUUAGGAACUAUAUCGCUAGUGUCAACCAUGGAAAAUUUAGCAGAUUCUAAAAUUUCUCGAAUUAAACCGGCAACAAUGACAAGUGAUUCAAACAACAAUCCAGUUCAAAAUCGUCGACACAGAAACGAUCUAUCGAGUCAUGAGCUAUUAAAGUCGCUCGGUCUGGCAAAAGUAAACGUAUCGCCCAGUCAUCAUCGUAAACGUUUAGCCGAUGAAUCACAUCAUCAUCCAGAUCCACCACACCCAGAUGACUCAGAAAUGUUUAUCAUAAAAUUACCACCGAGUCCGAAUUACUACACCAAACCGGCGGCCAGCAUGAACGCAAUCGAUGACAAAGACAAAAAAUAUUCGGUCGAAUUCAAAUCGAACGGAAAACCGGGACGAAUUUAUCAUUGGAAUAUGCCAGUGCUGAAAAAGAUGAUCGGCCAACAUAAACAUCGAUCGAAUUCGAGGUAUUCGAAUGAUGUGAAUGACUUAAUUGAUAUCAAACACAUUCCAACGUGGCCGAAGCCAUGGGAAAAUGAGACGGUGGAAAAAAGUUUACCGAAAACGUAUCGUCGUCACAAUGCAAAUUUUCCAACGAAAAGUAAAUCACCGUCAUUCUAUGUGCCAACGAGAUCAAAGAAAAAUAAUUUAAAGAACACAACGAACGACAACAAUGCCCAUAAAUAUUUCCCCGGAAAUGGAAAGCCGAAAAGUUUCUACGUACUGAAAAAGAAAAGCCAAAAGCCUUAUUACAAAAAGAUAAUUCCAUGAAUUAAUCCAACAAAAUAUUACAAUUUCGUUAAUUUCGAAUCUGCUGGGCUGGGCUAUAUGGGAGAAAUAAC